CCCCCAGGCCAUCGCAAGGACCCGCAGCCCCACGCCCGCGACCUCCACCAGGCCCGGGCCGUUGCUGCCCGCAGGAAGACGCCCGGCCCGGGCAGGGUGAACCCCGUGGGAACGGACAAGGGUGGGGUUCGAGCCCCGUGGGAGGCUUUCGGACCGUAGCUUGGGUCCAACUCACGGGCACCGGCGGCCAUGGCGAGCACUCUGGACUUGGACAAGGGUUGCACGGUAGAGGAGCUGCUCAGAGGCUGCAUCGAAGCCUUUGAUGACUCCGGAAAGGUGCGAGAUCCUCAGCUAGUGCGCAUGUUUCUCAUGAUGCACCCCUGGUACAUACCUUCCUCUCAGCUGGCCGCGAAACUGCUCCACUUCUAUCAGCAAUCCCGGAAGGACAACUCCAAUUCUCUACAGGUGAAAACGUGUCACCUGGUCAGGUACUGGAUCUCAGCAUUCCCUGCAGAGUUUGACUUGAACCCAGAGCUGGCUGAGCAGAUCAAAGAGCUGAAGGCCCUGCUAGACCAAGAAGGGAGCCGAAGGCACAGCAGCCUCAUCGACAUCGAGAGCGUCCCCACCUACAAGUGGAAGCGGCAGGUGACCCAGCGGAACCCUGUGGAACAGAAAAAGCGCAAGAUGUCCCUGCUGUUUGACCACUUGGAGCCUAUGGAGCUGGCAGAGCAUCUCACCUACUUGGAGUACCGCUCCUUCUGCAAGAUCCUGUUCCAGGACUAUCACAGCUUUGUGACUCACGGCUGCACCGUAGACAACCCUGUCCUGGAGCGAUUCAUCUCCCUCUUCAACAGCGUCUCACAGUGGGUCCAGCUCAUGAUCCUCAGCAAGCCCACAGCCACGCAGCGGGCACUGGUCAUCACACACUUCGUGCAUGUGGCAGAGAAACUGCUGCAGCUGCAGAACUUCAACACACUGAUGGCUGUUGUCGGAGGCCUGAGCCACAGCUCCAUCUCACGCCUCAAGGAGACCCACAACCAUGUCAGCCCUGAGACCAUCAAGCUCUGGGAAGGUCUGACAGAAUUAGUGACAGCCACUGGCAACUACAGCAACUACCGGCGCAGGCUGGCAGCCUGCGUGGGCUUCCGCUUCCCUAUCCUGGGUGUGCACCUCAAGGAUCUGGUGGCCCUGCAGCUGGCGCUGCCUGACUGGCUGGACCCGGCUCGGACCAGGCUCAAUGGAGCCAAGAUGAGGCAGCUUUUUAGCAUUCUGGAGGAGUUGGCCAUGGUGACCAGCCUGCGACCUCCAGUGCAAGCCAACCCUGACCUGCUGAGUCUGCUCACGGUGUCCCUGGAUCAGUACCAGACAGAGGAUGAGCUGUAUCAGCUCUCCCUGCAGCGUGAACCACGCUCCAAGUCAUCGCCAACCAGCCCCACCAGCUGCACCCCGCCUCCCCGACCUCCUGUGCUAGAAGAGUGGACCUCAGUUGCCAAGCCUAAGCUGGACCAGGCCUUGGUGGCAGAGCACAUCGAGAAGAUGGUAGAGUCUGUGUUCCGGAACUUUGACGUCGAUGGGGAUGGUCACAUCUCCCAGGAGGAGUUCCAGAUCAUCCGGGGCAACUUUCCUUAUCUCAGCGCCUUUGGGGACCUGGACCAGAACCAGGAUGGCUGCAUCAGCCGGGAGGAGAUGAUCUCCUACUUCCUGCGCUCCAGCUCGGUGCUGGGCGGCCGCAUGGGCUUCGUACACAACUUCCAGGAGAGCAACUCCCUACGCCCGGUUGCCUGUCGCCACUGCAAAGCUCUGAUCCUGGGCAUCUACAAGCAGGGCCUCAAAUGCAGAGCUUGUGGUGUGAACUGCCACAAACAGUGCAAAGACCGCCUGUCUGUGGAGUGUCGCCGCAGGGCCCAGAGUGUGAGCCUGGAGGGCUCUUCAUCCUCUCCCUCACCCACACAUACCCACCAUCGGGCCUUCAGCUUCUCCCUGCCUCGCCCAGGCAGGCGCAGCUCCCGGCCCCCAGAGAUCCGAGAAGAGGAGGUCCAGACAGUGGAGGAUGGAGUGUUUGACAUCCACUUAUAAGAUGCUGUGACUAUCAAGGACUCAUUCCUGCUUUGGAAGACUUGGAGCACAGCAGGGAGACUGGAGUUCCGGGGCAGGAGACUGGGCUGAGGGUGGGGGUUGAGGGUGGCAUGCACUGAGGUCAGGGCCAGGGCUGGCGUCCCUAAGGUUGUACAGGUUCUUGUGAAUAUUUGUAUCUUCCAGAUGGAAUAAAAAGGCCCGAAUAAUUAA
This is a messenger RNA of Peromyscus eremicus (cactus mouse), 2226 nucleotides long. It is a transcript of the gene Rasgrp2, whose product is annotated as RAS guanyl releasing protein 2. Lineage: Eukaryota; Metazoa; Chordata; Mammalia; Rodentia; Cricetidae. Bases 190 to 2016 code for a protein of 608 amino acids. Gene Ontology annotation, molecular function: calcium ion binding; guanyl-nucleotide exchange factor activity. The transcript has 17 exons. The record is from RefSeq and is a predicted model, not a curated record. Gene Ontology annotation, cellular component: plasma membrane. Gene Ontology annotation, biological process: positive regulation of GTPase activity; Ras protein signal transduction.